Messenger RNA from Alternaria atra, 705 nucleotides. RefSeq lists its product as uncharacterized. The record is from RefSeq and is a predicted model, not a curated record. The coding region runs from base 1 to 705 and encodes 234 amino acids. The transcript has a single exon. Lineage: Eukaryota; Fungi; Ascomycota; Dothideomycetes; Pleosporales; Pleosporaceae.
AUGUUCGACUUGGCUGCCGCUGGCUGGAUGUUAUCAGCAUUACCGCUUGCACCGGAGACGUCACCCGGCGCCGGCACGGCCUCGUUCACGAACGUUGUUGCAGAUGAGGCAGAUCAUCUAGCAGCCAGUAUGUAUGGCGAGAUGGCUGCAACAUACGAAUAUGCAGCCACAACACAGCAAGAACAUACAACGAUAACAUCAAUAAGUAUUUUCGAUGGCAUUUGCAUCGAGCCACUGGACGGCACCGCGACGAAGACAGACAAGCACGCAAUUAUGGGCACAUCCGGAAACGUGAUUGGGAACACCGCUCAGCCUACAGCUCCGAACACGCUCAACACUGCGAACGUCACCGAACUUGGUCUCGAAGCCUUGUACCAGUCCGUUGACGUGGAAAUGCAAAGGCUCGUCGCCGCUCCCGACUUCACGCGGAAGAGCAUUACCAUCGAACCGGCCGUCGAAACAGGAACCGGCAUGCUCCACAGCCCGACGCUUGGCACGCACCAUACUACAACGUCAGAAUCGCUCUCCCAUUAUACAAUGGGCGAGCCUAUCGAUGAUGAAGCCUCGCGGACCUGUAAAGGUCUAUAUGUUGAGUCGAUGGCUGUCAUUAACAACCUCGCAUGGGGCAACACGCAAGCUGAUCUCUUCGUGCAUGAUCCGAUGUCUAUUCUUGAGCAAGAUGCAGCUGAUCUAGAGGCUACGUAG